Messenger RNA from Lactuca virosa, 3660 nucleotides. Lineage: Eukaryota; Viridiplantae; Streptophyta; Magnoliopsida; Asterales; Asteraceae. The record is from the annotation of a GenBank genome assembly.
AUGGCUGAAAUCGUUCUUUCUGCCUUCUUGACAGUGAUCAGAGCUGUGCUUAAUGAUGCUUCUCAGAAGGAAAUAAGUGAUGAAGCUGUUAAAGAAUGGCUGAAUGGUCUCCAACAUUUGGCUUACGACAUAGACGACCUACUUGAUGAUUUGGCAACCGAAGCUAUGCAUCGUGAGUUGACCGACGAAUCUGGAGCCUCCACCAGCUUGGUAAGAAAGCUAAUCCCAACUUGUUGCACAAAUUUCUCACAUAAUUCUAGUAUACAUAGCAAGUUAGAUGCUAUUACCACCAAGUUACAAGAACUGGUAGAGGAAAAAGAUAAUCUUGGUUUAAGUGUGAAAGGUGAAAGCCCAAAACAUACAAACAGAAGAUUACAGACCUCUUUGGUAGAUGCAUCUAGCAUUAUUGGUCGUGAAGGUGAUAAGGAUGCAUUGCUCCAUAAGCUGCUGGAGGAUGAACCAAGCGAUAGAAACUUUAGCAUCGUGCCAAUAGUUGGUAUGGGUGGGGUGGGUAAGACCACUCUAGCUAGACUUUUGUAUGACGAGAUGCAAGAGAAGGAUCACUUCGAACUCAAGGCGUGGGUUUGUGUUUCCGAUGAGUUUGAUAUAUUCAAUAUAAGCAAAAUUAUUUUCCAAUCGAUAGGAGGUGGAAACCAAGAAUUUAAGGACUUAAACCUCCUUCAAGUAGCUGUAAAAGAGAAAAUUUCAAAGAAACGAUUUCUUCUUGUUCUUGAUGAUGUUUGGAGUGAAAGCUAUGCAGAUUGGGAAAUUCUGGAACGCCCAUUUCUUUCAGGGGCAGCCGGAAGUAAAAUUAUCAUGACGACCCGGAAGCAGUCAUUGCUGACACAAUUGGGUUACGAUCAACCUUACCGUCUUUCUGUUUUGUCACGUGACAAUGCUCUAUCUUUAUUUUGUCAACAUGCCUUGGGGAAAAGUAACUUUGACUCACAUCCGACACUAAAACCACAUGGCAAAGGUAUUAUCGAAAAGUGUGGUGGUUUGCCAUUGGCUUUGAUCGCACUUGGGAGAUUGUUGAGGACAAAAACAGACGAGGAAGAAUGGAAGGAAGUGCUGAAUAGUGAGAUAUGGGGGUCUGAAAAGGGAGAUGAGAUUGUUCCGGCUCUUAGACUAAGCUACAAUGAUCUCUCUGCCUCUUUGAAGCAGUUGUUUGCAUACUGCUCCUUGUUCCCAAAAGACUAUGUGUUCGAUAAGGAGGAGUUGAUUCUUUUAUGGAUGGCAGAAGGGUUCUUGCACCAAUCAACCACAAGCAAGUCGAUGGAACGCUUGGGCCAUGAAGGUUUUGAAGAGUUGUUGUCAAGAUCAUUUUUUCAGCAUGCACCUGAUGACAAAUCAUUGUUUGUGAUGCAUGAUAUCAUGAAUGACUUGGCAACAUCUGUGGCAGGAGAUUUUUUUUCAAGGUUAGAGAUUGAGAUGAAGAGGGAAUUUAGGAAGGAAGCUUUGGAAAAGCACCGCCAUUUCUCAUUGGUUUGUGAGGGGUACAUGGUUUACAAAAGGUUCGAGGCAUUCAAAGGAGCUGGAAAUUUGAGAACAUUCUUAGCAGUGUAUGCUGGGAAAAAAAAAAGUUGGAGAACAUUUCAUUUAUCAAAUAAGGUCCUUGAUGACUUACUUCAAGAGUUACCUUUGUUAAGGGUCCUCAGUUUGUGUCAUCUUAGUAUAAGUGAGUUACCUGAAUCCAUUGGUAGUUUAAAGCACUUGCGUUAUCUUAAUUUAUCUCGAACCAGAAUCACACAUUUACCCGAAAAUGUGUGCAACCUUUAUAAUUUACAGACAUUGAUUGUUUCUGGUUGUCGUAGUCUAGAAAAGUUGCCCAACAGCUUCAAAAAGCUUAAAAAUUUGCGGCAUUUUGACAUGAGGGAUACUCCAUAUCUGAAGAAAAUGCCGUUAGGGAUUCUUGAGUUGAAAAGCCUACAAACUCUGUAUGGGGUCGCUAUUGGAGGAGACAAUGGAUUUUCAAUAUCUGAGCUUAAAGAUUUAAAGGCUCUCCAAGGGAAAAUUACCAUUAAGGGGCUGGAAAAAGUGCAAGGCUCAAUGCAUGCACAGGAAGCGAACUUAUCUGAAAAGAGUCCAAGUGAGUUAGAGUUGGAAUGGAGUUAUGAAUUUGAUGGUUCUCGAAAGGAAACACUUGAAAAGGAGGUCCUGAAUGUGCUGAAGCCUUGUAGUGAUACUCUAAAAGAACUGAAAAUUGUGUCAUAUGGAGGUAUAGAGUUUCCAAGUUGGGUUGGGGAUCCCUCAUUUGUUUGGCUGACUCAUGUUAAGAUAAGCGGUUGUAAAAAGUGUACAUCUCUACCGCUACUUGGGAAGCUACCGUCACUUAAGGAGUUGUAUAUUGGAGGGAUGGAUGAGGUAAAAGUUGUGGGUCCGGAGUUGCUUGGGACUGGUCUUGCAUUCCCAAAACUUGAAAAACUAUCUUUUUAUUCUAUGAAAGGGUGGGAGGCAUGGUCAACCAAUAAUAAUGGGGUACUUGUGGAUACAACAUUUCCAUGCCUUCAGGAGCUUUGUAUCGAAUGUUGUCCUAAUUUGGUUAGAGUCUCAGUUGAAGCAUUACCUUCACUGAGGGUUCUAUGGAUGAGUGGGUGCAGUCAUGAGGUGUUAGGAAGUCUGGUUCGUGUAGCUUCAUCGAUCACCAAGUUGGAGAUAAGUGAUAUUUCAGGACUUAAUGAUCAGGUGUGGGGAGGUGUUAUAGAGUAUCUUGGGGCAGUUGAAGAAGUCAACAUUGAAGAGUGUAAUGAAAUAAGAUACUUGUGGGAAUCAGAAGCAGAGGCAAGUAAGGUUCUUGUGAAUUUAAGGACGUUGUUUGUAAAUAAUUGUUCAAAUUUGGUGAGAUUAGGAGAGAAAGAGGAGGAUAAUUGUGGGAGCAACCUACCAUCUCUUACAACCUUGGCCGUAUGGAAUUGUAAAAGCUUGGAGCAUUGCAGCUGUCCAAAUAGCCUUAAGUCACUUACCAUCGGGCUUUGUAAAAAAUUAUUGGAAAAGGAGUUGGUAGGAGGACGAGAGAAGCCUCUGAUCAACUCAAAUCUACUCAUGCUUGAAUAUGUACGUAUAUCUAUUUGGACAAAUCUUAAAUCGAUCACUGAAUUGAGUUCCUUCAAUAACCUCAGGAGUCUUGAUAUAAUCAAUUGUCCAAAUAUGGAGUCAUUUCCUGACCACGAGUUGCCAGAACUGAAUGUGCUAACACAAUUGAGAAUAGUAAAUUGUAAAAGUAUUGAUGAUUCCUUUCCUCGUGGGCUUUGGCCUCCAAAAUUGUGUUGGCUUGAAAUAGGGGGGUUGAAGAAGCCCAUUUCAAAGUGGGGCCCACAGACUUUUCCAACCUCACUUGUUAAACUAAUUUUAAGGGGUGGACAGUCCGAUGAUGUGAGUAAUUUCAGUCAGAUGUCCCAUCUUCUUCCUUCAUCUCUUACUUCUCUUGAAAUACAUGAAUUCGAGAAAGUGGAAUCAGCUUCAAUGGGACUCCAACACCUCACCUCCCUCCAGCAUCUCCACAUUUACGACUGCCCAAAGAUAAUUGAUCUGCCAGAAAUGUUGCUGCCUUCCCUUUUGAGUUUGAUAAUAAGGGGAUGCCCAAAUCUGAAAGAAAGGAUUAUUAAAAGAGGCUCCUACUGGCCCCUCGUCUCAUGUAUUCCCGACACCAACAUAUCCUGA